AUGUUAACAACAUUAUGUUCUGAACUGAGAAGCCUUAAAGUUUCUCAGGUGUCGAAGGUUUUAACCAGUACUAGGAAUCUGCCUGCGAGAGGCACUAAGCCGCUUCCUAGAUAUUUAUGGGAUGAGAAAGAUCUUGACGAAAAAACCGGAGGUCAAUACACUCAUAAGCCGUUAAGAAUUAAUAGGUUGGGAGGAAGACAUCCGGAAACAGGACGUAAAGUCAACCAGCAUAUUGGUGGGGGAGUGAAGUUUGACUACUUUAUGAUUGAUUUUCAUAGAAGAGGACCAUCUGAGCCAGGCAACAGUUACGAUGAAAGAAUAUUAGAAGUUCGAAGAGAUCCUAACAGGUCAUCACACAUAGCAUUAGCUGCUGGUAUCAAUGGCAAAAGAUGGUUAUUAGCCACUGAAAAAAUGAAGGCUGGCGAUAUCAUUUCCACAACGGGAUUCAUAUCAGAAAAUCCAGUUAUUGGCCUUGAGGGUAAUUCAUACCCUAUUGGCUCUUUAGCUCCAGGAACUCUGGUGAACUGUGUAGAACGAUAUCCUACAGAAAACUCGGAAGUGUUUGUAGUAAAAGCAGGAACAGCUGCAACAAUAGUCAGACACCAAGGAGACUUCACCAUUAUAAGGCUUCCACAUAAGCAUGAGUUCUCCUUGCAUAGAACUUGCAUGGGAACUGUAGGACGACUUUCUCAUUCUGAAAUUGAAGGAAAAAUAUUUGGGUCUGCUCAAAUGCACAGAAGGUUUGGCUACAAGAUGAGUAGUGGGCUAUUUCAUAAAAAAGAUGGUUACUUCGGUCGUAAGGUCCGUGCUUUGCCACCUGUUCGAGUUUUAGAUACACCUGCUGCUGAGGCCCCUUCAAGUUAUAAAUUUUCGAUGACAAAAGACGAAGUUAGCGGACUACAUGGACAUGCUCGAGUCCAUAAUUUGUUAUCUUCUGGAUAUAAUAAUAGAGAAUAUUCUGAUUAG
Molecule: messenger RNA, 966 nt
Organism: Auanema sp. JU1783
Lineage: Eukaryota; Metazoa; Nematoda; Chromadorea; Rhabditida; Rhabditidae
Source: the annotation of a GenBank genome assembly